AUGAAUUUCAGGUAAGAAUAUAGAUGAUUAAUUAUAGUGCUUAAUUUUGGAGUCAAUUUGGUAUGCUUAUGAAGGAGAAUGGAUUUGAUCGUCAUUUUGAUAACCCAGACUUAUAAUUGACUACUUUAUUGGAUGAUGAUUUAAUAAUAGGUGAAUUCAGAAAUCAAAAUUAGAAAUUAAUGGACUAGUAAUAUAUUGAAUAAUAUGUAGUAUGCAAACUAAACAAGUAGCUGAGUUAGUCAGUUAUUUAACUGAGAUGCCAGUAGAUGAUUCAAAUUCAAAAAGAGCUUUUAGAUAUCCAUUUUAUUCAUGUGAAUUAUUAGUGUGUUGUGAAAAUCCUAAAAUUUUAGAAUAAUUCUUUGGAGAAGAUAAGUAUUAAAAAUAAAAUAUAUGAAUAGAUCCUUAUUGCAUAAAUUAUUUUAAUUUUUUGUUUCAGAUGAAGAUGUAAAUCCUGUAUUAGCAGGAUAUGUAUGUAAUGUAUUAUUUAAUUUGUUGAAAAUGAGAACUGAUAUCUUUCUUGUUGAAUUUUAUCAAUAUUAAAAUUUAGUAGAUGGAUUAAUCAAACAAUUAUAAUCUCGUUCAGUUUCAGAAUUUGUAAUUCGUUUAUUAACAAUUGAAUAAGAAACAUAAAUUGAUUAUACACCUUAAAGACUUCAUUUACUCAAAGGAGUAGUUAAUAGAAUUGUAGACUCUUCAAAUUUUGAAGUAAAUCAUAAUUAAUAUAUAAUUAGGUAUCAACAAAUGUAUCUCAUAUUAUUCAAGAAAUUACUUUAAAGGCAUAUGUAAUUUUCAAAGUAUAACCUCUCUUUGAAUUAUUAUAUGGAGAAUCAAUAGAUCAAUUCUGUUAAUCAAUAGUUCAUGAAAGCAAUUUUGUCUCUCUUGCUUCAGGAACAGCAUUAUAUAAUCUACUCACAUUACUUUAUAAAAUAACAAAUAGGUAAGGUGAUCCAGCUGAAAGUGCAAUAUUUAAUGUGAAUUAAGAGGAAAUAUUCAAUAAAAUAGAAUCUCAUCUAUAUAAAUGGUUAGAGUUUUUAUAAAAAUCAGAAACAUGUACUUUUGGGUAACAUAAGAUAAAAAUUCUUGAAAUUAUUGGAGUAUGCAUAAGUUUAAAUUAAGAAUCUUUUAUUACUAAAUUAUAAGAAUUGGAUAUUUUUAAAGUUUAUAAUUCAUUAUUUAUCAAAUAUGAAAAACAUGAUAUAUUACAUCUAUAAUAUUAUAGAUUUUUAGUACAUAUAAUUGAAUAAAAAAUGGAUAGUUUGGUUUAGAGUGUAAUUAAUAUAUUAUAUAUUAUUUAGUUAUUCAAUCAAAAUGAGUUUAUAUAAUUCUUAUUAAAAUGUACUUAAGAAGUGAAAAAUAAUAAGAAUUAGAGAAAGGAAUAUUUAGGUUUUGUGACAAAAUUGGCUCAUUUUUUAGAGGAGUUUUCAUAAAAAUAUCCAUUAUUGUAAUCAGAAUUAGAGAAUGAAUAAUGGAAAAAAUUUAAGGAUUAAUAUUUUGAUAAGGCUGAGAAAUUGAAUAAUCAUGAAUUAGGUGGUCAUACACGUACUGAUUAUAAUGAAGAUGUUGAUUUUAAUAAAGAGGAAAUCUAAAUUAAAUAUGAUCAUUUUUUGAAAUCUAAUAAUGAUGAGAAAAUGUAAGAUGAAAAUGAAACAAAUAAUCAAAAUUAAUAAAAUAUUUUUGAUUCUUUCAAUAUAAAUAGUAAUGAUUAAUAAUAGAAUGUUAAUGAUGGAUAAUAAUAAUAAGAAUGGGGUAAUUUCUCAUGGGGUGAAGCUCAAAGUUAUUCCUAAUAAGAUGGAGAGAUUAAGAAUAGUGAUAUUGAUUAAUCUUUAAAUUAAUAGAAAACUAUAGUUUAACAUGAUUAUGCAAAAGAGGAGAAGGAUGAUGAAUAUUUUCGAUUUUGGUAAUUAUAAAUUCAUGAUCAUGAUGUAUAUUAUAUUUAAUUAUUAUUAUAGAGUAAAAUACAUGAUGAUGCUUUGUAUGAGUUUGAAAAAAAUUUAUGA
Molecule: messenger RNA, 1997 nt
Organism: Paramecium primaurelia
Lineage: Eukaryota; Ciliophora; Oligohymenophorea; Peniculida; Parameciidae
Source: the annotation of a GenBank genome assembly